Rhineura floridana is the source of this 3972-nucleotide messenger RNA. It is a transcript of the gene LRRC3, whose product is annotated as leucine rich repeat containing 3. The record is from RefSeq and is a predicted model, not a curated record. The transcript is spliced from 2 exons. Gene Ontology annotation, molecular function: protein binding. Bases 651 to 1436 code for a protein of 261 amino acids. Gene Ontology annotation, cellular component: plasma membrane. Lineage: Eukaryota; Metazoa; Chordata; Lepidosauria; Squamata; Rhineuridae.
UUCUGUUGCAAGAGUCAACCCACGCGUGCAAACCUGGCUCAGCAGCUCAGCGAAACCGGAAGCGACAACGGGCGGCUGCUCUUCCUCUACGGUUCCCGGUUAUUACCUUCAAGAGACAUGAAAAUGCACAAGUCCCCAACGUGUAAUAUAACUGAGAUCCACUCGCUCUAUGCGAGCUAAGCAGAGCAUCGCAGCCCUUCCUACUGAGCUGGCCCUUUAAAAUUCCAAGUAUGCUCAGCCGGGAUGGCCGUGACAAGCGGGUGCUAUCCAAUUACAGCCAACAGUCGCCAUGAACGGAUUUGUGCGCGACUUAUAGGAAGAAAAGCGGACGGCAGCAACAAGUCCUGCGCGCAGGCGGGCUGCAAAUAAAUCCUCGCUGUGCCGGAAAGUCAGGGUGUGGCAAGGAGAGUGUCUCGGUGUUUCUGGCGCUGAAGAAACUUGAGAGAGUCGAGGCAGUCGGGCUCAGGGGUGGUUGCCCACCUUUCUAUGUUCUGAAAGACGAGGGGAAUGAGGAGUGGAUGGCUAGUCUGAACAUGAGUCUCUGCAGAUAGCUGAGGGCUGGCCUGCAAUAAAGCAAUGUUCAGACAAUUGUGAGAGACCCUUGCCUUCUUUGCCUUAGCAGCCAUGCAGGACUGCCCGCUACUGAUUGGAUGACCAGCAUGUUUCUGGCAGCUGAAGCAUCUUGGCCUGUGCUGCUGUUCUGGUCUCAAGCUCUCUUCUGCCUCCUCUUCUGUGCCCCUUGUGCGUGUUGUACCUCCUGCCCAGACCAGUGUCAGUGCACCAACUACUCAGGAGCCACAGCUGUUCUGUGCAGCGCUAGCAACCUGGAAGAAAUCCCAAAGGAUAUCCCCAAAGACACCAUGUUUUUGAAACUGGAUGCCAACAAGAUCACCUCCGUCCCCAACAGCACAUUCAGGCACCUUGCCCACUUACAAGAGAUAGACCUCUCCAAAAAUGCCAUUGAGAAGAUCGAUUCUGCAGCAUUCAAAGGAGUUGCUGAUGGCCUGAGACUGCUUGAUCUCUCUGGCAAUCACAUACAGAGAAUCCCAAAGGAAGCCCUGGUCAACUUGAAUGCCAUGAUUCGCCUGUCCAACAACCCUUGGCACUGUGAAUGUACUCUGCAAGAAGUCUUGUGGGAAGUAAAGCUGGAUCCUGAGUCAGUCAAUGAGAUCACCUGCCAGACAUCAGUGCAGGAGGAAUAUGCUGGAAAACCUCUGCUCCAUAUCCUUGAUUCAGGCAUCAACUUUUGCAACAUGCACCAGAAAACCACCGACGUUGCCAUGUUUGUUACCAUGUUCAGCUGGUUUACUUUAGUCAUUAGUUAUGUGGUGUACUAUGUUCGGCACAACCAAGAGGACACAAAGAAGCACCUGGAGUACCUGAAAUCACUGCCUAGCACAAGGGUUCCUAAAGAGACCAUCAGCACUAUCCUGUAGCCAGAAACGGCUGAUCCUUGGGCUGGACAUCCAGUUUUCUAAAGAAGAAUGUUGGAUGGACUCUGUACCUUUUAUUUCCAAGUAGUCUUUCAACAAGUUUUUGAAAAUAAACUGUUUAAUAACAAAACUUUUUUGUUGCUAUAUAGGAAGAAAGUCCAAACCAAGGUUUCCCAUCUUCAGUGCCACAUUUCCAGCAAAGAGAUUCCAGCAGAAACUAGAGAGAACUCUGUAAAGCGAUCUGCUUUCCAGAAGAACAUUUGGACCAUGGACAGUUGAUUGUGGACACUAUUUGUUUACAAUCAAUACUUGAUUUGGUGGGAAAGACCCCACAACCCCACAGUGUCUAGAUUUUGGUGGCUCCAAAAAUGCUGUUGAUCUCAAUGGCAAGUAUGUACACAGUAGACUUUUGCUUGAUUCUCUGAGGAGAUUCUCUGAGGACUCUCUCAGUUUUCAGAACCACACAAAGUCCUCCCUCCCAAAUCCAUACAUUUUACAAGCACACACACACACAUUUAUGUAAUUGAGCAGGAAUUAUGUAUGACGUGUGUGUGUUGCAAAGCCAAAGAGGGCAUGUGUUUCCCUUGGGCUUACCCACUACAUGGCAGUUGGAGUUUGCACCUCUUCACUCUCAGUUGGGUUACUAACCUAUUUUCAUUGUGACUACUCUUAAAGUGGGCAUCGAAAAGAUCCUGAGAGGACCAUUUUUAUCUUAAGCAUAUUUUAUGUAAUGAGCAAGCCUGAGCAGGUUUUUUUUCCUGGGAGAGGGGGAGGAAGCGUGGGACUGAAAAAUACUUAUUUUUGAAUAUGCCUAUUUCUCAUAUUGUAAACCCAGCCCAUUCCUCAAGAUGAGCCCUAUGAUGUAGCUGAUUCAGUAAGACUGAAAAGUUGGGUAUGAACUCAUGUUUUUAAAGGCCACAUGGCAGUGAGAAGUCCCUAUGCCUAAUGCAUCUUUCUAGCUGAAAAAAAUUCCUAGGUGACUGCUCAUUUGCUGAAAAGAUAAAAAAUGGAAAAGGACUACCUUCAAGUCAAUCCCGACUUAUGGCUACCCUGUGAAUAGGGUUUUCAUGGUAAGCGGUAUUCAGAGGGGGCUUACCAUUGCCUCCCUCUGAGGCUAGUCCUCCCCAGCUGGCCAGGGCCUGCUCAGCUUGCCACAGCUGCACAAGCCAGCCCCUUUCUUGUCUGCAACUGCCAGCUGGGGGGCAACUGGGCUCCUUGGGACUAUGCAGCUUGCCCACGGCUGCACAGGUGGCAGGGCACGUAACCCCUGAGCCACUCACUGUGGGGGUGAUCUUUAGCUGGCCUUUGAUCCCCAGGAGACAUAAGCGGGGAUUUGAACGCAUAGACUCUGGACUCCGAGCCAGGCUCUCCUCCCCACUGUGCUAUACCAGCUGUUGAAAAAAUAAAGGUAAGGAAAUAAAAUGCGAAGUGAUUCCUAACACUGGAAUUCCUAACACUCAGCUGCCACAGUUUUCCAAUCUUCAGUGUCAUUUUUUGAAAAAUGGGUACAGCUGCAUUUCCCCCCACCUCAUUUGAUGGCAUUUGGAUGAGACUCGUGUUUCUAUAGUACACGUGAUCCAAUUUAAUAGUGCUGACAAUUAAUAGCAAAAACAAACAAUGCCAAAUGAACAAGAUCUCAGGGCCUUUUUCAUCUGAUCAGUUAAUGCAUAUUUGCUCGUCAUCUGCUGUGUGGGAUGCACAUGUGUUCCCCUGAAGUUGGCAUAUGGGUUGCUCAACCCAAUAAACAAAACUGUUGUACUGUGUUACUGAGAAAACAUGCGUCAUCCCUCUAUUCGCACACGUUGCUAUUGUGAGGCCACUGUAGAAUGUACUACAGACAGCUAGUGGCUAUGACAUAACUAGUGAUGCAUUUUACAAAUGCCUGCAACAUUUUGUGAACUUAAAAUUUGAUAGGUAUGUACUCUAUUGUAUUGCCACAGUACUGGGGUGCGCAUCCUGUGCUACUUUAAAAGGCAGGAAUGCUAUCCUUUUGCUCUUCUGUUUCAGGAACUGAUGAUAAUGAUUAUGUCUAUAAAGAUUUUUGGGUGCUGUACAAAGAUUAAAACACAGUGCAGUCCCUGUUUGCAGGCAGGCAUGAUAUAUAAAGGAAAAGAGAUCAGCGAAGAACAAGAAAACAAGCAAAUUUGUGCACUAAUUCUUUCAGAAGCUUCAUAAAUGUUUAAUGACCAAAUGGAGAGGCCAUUAAAAGAAAUGGUUCCGUGAAAGGAGGAGCCAACUUGCAGUUGGUCUUAGCCAAGCUGAUGAAGUGGGCAUCUUUUACUGGAUUUUAUUUGUAUGUUUAGUUUACUUGCUGGGUGUGACUUACCCCUUUGUGCAAAUCUAGCACUCCCACAGUACAUUUUUUUAAAAGUUGUGAACAAAAGCGAUACCCUUUCAUUGGUAAGAUUACCUGCAUCCAUUAAGCAUAAGGAUGAAGUAUUAUGUUGUUGAUGCUGGAGCAAAGGUAAUGCAACCACUAUGGAUAAAAUCUGGGGGGGUGUGUGGUUUUUAUUGUAAAAGCCAGUCAUAAACAUGUUGA